GGACAAUCUUGGACUACUGUUGUGCCUUCACUCGUCUCCAUAUUGCGCGUUAUCUAUUUGGCCGCGAGUGUCUCUGUGGUGGUGCUUUUGAAAUUGUGCCGAUUUCAGUGUGCGUAGUGAAACUACACGAAAAAAAUGUAUGCUCUUCUGGCAUCAGCCUCCGCACUAAGCCACUUGUUGGGCGCGCCACAGCUGUGUUCCGGAUUGCGUGUUGUGGUUCGCGGCAGUGGCCGCGCCUACCACGGUCGUGACGGCAACGACUCAGCUGGUAUCUACCAGCAUAAUGCGCCACUGCAUACGGAGCAACAAAGUCAAGGCCUUUUUGGAAACUAUGAACAACAACACAAUGUUACACUAGACCUACAGGAAAAUGCACCACAGAAUCUUCGUGGACAAGAGGAAACGUCAACUACUGGGUCAACUGAAGGAAAUGACGAACAUCAGGAGGAACAUCUUCCUCCACCUCUACCCAUGUUCCCAAAAUUGCUCCAGCGAGAAGUCGCGACGUUCGUGUUUGAAGCUAUCAUUUGGAAAAGACAACUGUCAGGCGAAAGUGACAGAGAAUUCGAGCAAGUUCCCCCAGAGCUACUGCAGCUGGUGGAUCCGGCGAGCAGUACUACGAAUUCUGUUUCUAACAUCUGGCAAACCCUGACUCAUAACUGUCCUAAAGAGUAUUGGGCCUGCGGUCUUGAGGGAAAGGCACCCAGCAGAUUCGGUCUCCACCCGUAUUCGCACAUUUUAGUCGCGAUGCUGGCUAACUUCGAGACGAAAUCGAAAUCGAGGAGUCCUGGUGGAAAACGUCCUCCAGAUUCUCAACAGCCUAAGAAGUUUUUCGAACCUUUGACUGUUGACAGGGGUCAACUCGAGAACCCAUUUGAGCAUCAGGAUUCGAAAUUCAGUAAAGAUUGGAAGCUUUUAGGCGAAGCUGGCGUGCACCAGCUGCUAGUGCGUUUGUUACGUCGCAUUGAGCGAAUGCGUGACGUCAUGGAAAGUGUGGAGCUGGCGGGAGGUGCCCAUAAUAAUACUUCGCAUGGUGCGGUUCCUCACUCAUCUCACAGUGGAAGUGCUGCUGCGGAAGAGGCUAUAAGAGGCAAUGGUAGUACAGCACCGUCUAGUUCGACGUCCCCCUCGGCCGGUGUUGAAGAUAUUUCAUCUGUUGACAUAGACGCACGGGCACCACAGCAGAUGCAAAUGCUACAUCCUUUGCCAACGACGGCGACGGGUAGGAACCGGCGACGUACAACUUCGGGUGGAAGUUUACUUCUUUCAGAAGCGCAGGAAGUAGAAGCACAUCUAAUAGUACCUCGAGGAGCAGCACCACAGCAGCUGCAGCAAUCAACACUUGUGCCAGAACAACUACCUUCUACUUCUACAGAAGAUACGCGUAGGGAUACGCGACAGCGUCAACAGCUUCACGAUUUCGCCAUGAACGAUGAGUCAAAGGAGACUGGUAGCGGCUGCCUCGAUUCAAUUUUUCUCCAGAAGAAAUUUCUUGCAAGUAUUAAGAGGUACAUGAUCAAGUAUCGCAGAGAUAGAGAAGAUGGAGGUAGCACAGCACGAGAGAACCAAGAGGAACGAGAUCAACAAGAGGCAUUAGGACAGAUCAGUGGGCUCAGACAACAUUUUGCGAUACAGAAGCUAGCAUCAGGAUCAGCCUUUGCUUUGACAAGAACCCCUACGAAAUUUAGAUUAUCGCGGCCGCAAGGAGAAGGAGUAGGAGAUCAACAUCAACAAGAACAAGCGCCGGAGGACGAUCACCAGAGUCGGCUGUCUUGUUUGGAGUGGUUGGAAAAGAGUGUGGACAAUUCCUACGAAAGAGCAAGUGAACCCGAAGAUUUAGCUUCUUGUUGGUCAAUUGUGACCUCCUUGGGUAGGAACCAGAAUUUUCGUCAAAAAGGGUUGGGGAAGAUUUGGUAUAAUGAGAAUUUCACACUACAGAGGGCGUCGAACGCACCAGCACUAGCAGAGGUGGACCCUUUUCCUGUUCCUUCUGGUACCACUACUACUACUAAUGGACGAUAUCAUAAUCAACAUACUGAUGAUGAAGAAGACCUCCAAGACGCAGAAGAGGAAGUAGUGGCCGAUGGAGAGGACCCUCAUCUACUGGAUUCGAUAGAAGUGAGAGCUAUGAGGUCCCUUGGAAUCGCGUUUUUGGACGAACUACAGGCAGUGGUGGUGAUGCAUCUGGCGACUACGCAUGUGUUUUUCCAUCGUUUUCUGGGCCACGACUUUGGAGGUUGUUGUGGGGCUUUUAGAGAGCAUAAAAAGGAUUGCUGUGGAGGUGAAGGUGACUCCGACUCUAGCACUGUGUGUGUAGGGGGUCUUUGUGGUGCUGGGCAAAAGAAAGAUGAAGAAGAUCUUCAAGGUCCUUACUAUGCACAAGAACAAGACGAAGACCUAGUAGAAGGCGGAGCAUCUUCCACUCCUUGGAUCAACACAUCCUCUAUGGUCAGUGCUGGGAGCAGCAGAGACCAACAACAUGCGGGAAGCCGUGUUGUGAGUCGGAGAACUCCAACUACAGACAUAGAGUGCCCACCUUCUUCUACAGAUUCAUCAGAAGAAAGAGAUCCACUUCUGUGCGGAUAUAGUUGUAGUUCAGCUUCAGGUGGUCGCGGUGGAGACGGUGGAUCUUCCUCACGUUCAAGCUCAGGAACACAAUGCUCCGUGAUUGCUAAGAAGGUCGCUUGCUAUUGGUGGAGCAAUGCCGCGAAUCGCCUAUGCGCCGCGUCGAUGGACCGUGGCUGUUUCUGCUGUCUCAUGAGGCGCUUCAUUUGUUUCGCGUUGCCGGCUUCACACUUAUUGGACUCUUGUUGUCCUUUCCCUAUUCCUGACUUUUACGCAAAUACUGCAAAGAUGCUGAGGUGCGGUGACUGUGCAUCCACGGCUCAAAGUGUAUCUAGACCUCUGAUCGCUGGGGAAUUGAUUGACAAGAUAACAACUUGUCCGUGUGUGUGUUUCAAUGCAGUCUUUGGCCUUUCGUUCCUUCCCACAUUGGCUGCUGAAUCCGCAGGUGAACAACUGUCUUCGUGUUGCGAGAAUACCGUUGGAAAGAUUUUGCCGGCUGAUUGUCUCUUAUGCUCUUCCCCUACAACAACUAUCUUCUGAUUGUAGUUAAGAAGUACUUACAUACGAAUACAAUUAGUCAGCACAUGAGAAGAUGAUUAAGAUCCUGUUGAUCCUUUUCUUCAAAUAAUUGCGACAAACACUAACACAAUCGACAGUUUGCGAUUGCGUUUCUAUUUUUAACAAAGUCGAUUCAAUUCCAAAUCGAACAACAACAUCUUCUUCUCUAAUUCCAGCAAUUUUUUCCUCCUCAUGUGCAACUUCAUGCGUGUCUUCUCUAUGCUCUGGGGAGCUCGAUUCAAUGAAGAAAACGUGUGCGGUAGGCCGGUUCAAAUGCUGCGUAUGUUGUUGCGACCAUGCACCUUCUGGAGAACACAAUCCCGGUGGCUGGGAACUUGCAUAUAACUGUUGGGGUUAUGGCUGGAAAUACAUAGUUCAUCUUUGACUUUGACGUAAUUGUAAUUCUUGAAGAGUGCUGUGACUGUGAGUCAUUGUCAUACAGAUGCAACUGCUGAGUUUUCACUCUGUCCUGAUACAGGUACUCUUCAAUAAUGCAGCUGGUCAUGAAGGGUGAACUAUCAGCAGCAUAUCUCCUCUAAUGUGGAUGGGUGUGUCUAGGUGCCAUCAAAGAUGCUGGAGUUACCGUUAUCACACAGGAUAUUCUCAUGCAGCAAUUGAGAGACGCAGUGACUCGACGAAAGGCUUAUAUGAGGAGAACUUUUCAAAGUGACCAAGGAACUACUUUUGGCAUCUAGACCCAGACGAUUUGGUCCACGUGGAUGCGUGGUUCUUCAACAAGUAAUGGUUACGGAAACGAUAUGAGAUCAGCAGGAUUUGGUUUUUUUUUUAUAACUAAAAGAAAAAGCAAGAGUUAGAGAAUGACAUACAUGUAGUUGCAGAUACAUGCGAGAUAAUGACCGCGUCCCCAGUGAGGUCGCUGGCCUUUCUAAUUGUGAAAAACUCUUUUAGAGCCUUUCGUGGCUCGCAGUUUUUAUCAAUAGUACAACUACUUACAUUUAUUUUCUCGCAGCCGACAGAGAAGAACAAGUUUCUUUUUCUUAUUCUGCGAAAUGCAACAAGCUUACCUGACAUCUUCACCCUGCAGCUUAUCGUAUUAUUGCCUUUGGUGAAGAAUACUAUCAAUCCUAAAUAAACUGAAGAAUGUCCCACUUACGGAGGAGGUACUUGUUUGGGUACUUCUUCUUGACUAUAAGACGCACGAGAUGAUGCCCCUUGUAGUAACUUCGUUGUGUCCGCUUUCUGUGAGCAUUGUCAUACUGUUCCUGGAAUCUUUCG
Molecule: messenger RNA, 4359 nt
Organism: Amoebophrya sp. A25
Lineage: Eukaryota; Dinophyceae; Syndiniales; Amoebophryaceae
Source: the annotation of a GenBank genome assembly